Messenger RNA from Tyto alba (common barn owl), 2524 nucleotides. RefSeq names its product small integral membrane protein 33 (gene SMIM33). Lineage: Eukaryota; Metazoa; Chordata; Aves; Strigiformes; Tytonidae. The record is from RefSeq and is a predicted model, not a curated record.
GUCCUUGUGUUCCAUGACGGGGGAGAUUUCCCAUGCACUACGCAGGUCAGCGUUUCAGUGGGGCUCUUUCAAACACCUCCAAAAACCCAAGCAGACCAUCACGCCAAAGGCAGCCGGGCACCCCACAGCAGCAUUUGCUUUUACAAAACCUCCCCCAUCAGUUUUUCCCUCUCUUGCACAGAUGUGAUGCUCAGAGAUUACACUGUAGAUUAAGGUUUUACUGAAUCUUGAAAUGAGCGCAAAUUCCCAGAAGCUCUAACAUGCAGUCCAGAUCUCUUCUGGAUGCUCAGCUGGAUGGGGGAAGAGGCAUUUCCCACCGUGUCCUCCCCAUGUGCAGGAAAGAUGGAGCCCAUAUACUCACCCACUGCUUGUCUGCUGAAAGCCUCCAGCGAGGGUGUGUGGGCAGCGAGGGAGGGGGCGGCGGCGCUGAUGUGGCACCCGGCUAGGUCAGCCUGCUCAGCCAUGAACGCCUCCCUGCCCGGCAGCCAGCUGAGACAGCCUGACCCCCAGGAUGCGGCCGCCUUCACUCCCAUCUCUGUUGUCAGGAGCGUGACGAAGAAAUCCGAUGCCCUGCCCGUGAUUUCCACGAUCGUCAUCAUCUUUGUCCUCUUGGCCGUCUUCAUCAUCAUCGCGGUGCACUACGGCCCCCACCUCCGCACCGUCCAGAUCACCCUUUACCAGGAGCCCAUGCCGCAGGACCUGGACGGUGGGGUGCACCUCAUGGACUGGAAGAAACUGGGCUCCCAGAAGAAGCUGCCUGCCCAGCCCUGCCAGCGGGAGCCGGGCGGCCGGACACGGCCGGCACGAUCCUGCCAGUGCCCCUGCAAGCAUCACCUUCCCUGCGGGAGCGCUGAGCCCAACGUCAUCGAGGUCACGUACCUGUGACAAGGCUCUGAGCCACCUGGGCAGGACUCAAGGGACCACGUCCCGCUGGAAAUAUAAUGCCUGGGAUGUUAGCUUAGCCCGAGACUCACCGGUUCCCACACGUGGAGGUUUUAGCUCCCCGGGAUUGCGUCUCUCCCUGGGUAGGCUCAGAUAGAAGGUUGUGUCACUGCAGUGACCCAUCAUUAGCCCCCCAAAACUCCAGCCCAAGGGGACCACCGUCCUCAAGCAGAAGCUGGGUCAGCCUACGUGGCACAGCAUUGGCAUCUCUUCUGUUUUUUCUCGCCCUGGUUUUACCUGUCCCACACUGUCUGGGAGUGCCCGGGAGAGCUGCCCUGGUCCUCGCCCCAGCUGGGGAGCUCUGGGCGUAUGCUCGGCCCCUUGGCAGGAGCUGGAAGUUGCAUCAUCUGGAAUCGCUUUCCAGAUUAAAGGUGUUUCCACGUUCACAGUGUCCUCAUUAUGCCGUUUGCAUGGCACAGAAAAAGCCUCCAGCCCCUCUUUUCCUCCACGCCACAGUCCCUUCCCCUCCUUUGGAGGGCUGAAACUGCUGUCCCCGCUCCUGCCAGCCCCGGCCACGGGCUCAGCCCGUCGUGGUAAGCAGCCUGGCGGAGAGGAGGCAGCACCUCAACCCCUGUUGGUGUUUCGGCGGCGGAGCCAGCGGCAGAGGACAACGUGUCCCGUCCCCCAGCGCAGGUGGGUGAGAGGAGAGAGGUGACACGGCAGAGGCAGGAGAGGUGAUAACGGCACAUCAGCCCCCCCCUUGCAGCUGGCUGAACCUCUUGAGAUCUUGGCGCUGGUGGAGAGCUGCGUGCAUCUCUGGGCAGAGCCUGCAGCAUCUCUGUGCACCACGGCAGGGAUGGGAAGACCUGAGGUCACCUUCGUUGUGGGCAUCGUCCUUGUCCCCGUCACUGUCUGCUCUCCCCGUGCUGAGGGAGGCUCUGCUUGGGGACUUGGGUGAUUUCAGCAUUGGAAGCAGCUGAGGAGGGCGCGAUGGUGGAAUUGGCAUAGCCAGCCCCCUUGGGAUGGAUGUUGAUGUGGCUCGAUCACCCUGGGCAGAAGGUUGCUGGGGUGGCACGGAGGGAGCAGGCGGAGGGGUGAAACGUCAACCGGAGCCCCAUAAGGCUCCUGGUGGUAGCGGACCGUGGUGACCCGCUCAACCCUGGGAGUCUUUGUGCUGCUGGAAGCACUUGGCAUCUCUUUGGAGAAGAAACUGGUCUCAGUUUCUCUUCACUCGGCUGGAAGCUGGACAUCAAAGCCUUCCCUCAGUGCGUGGGCUCAGAGACAGUCCCUGGGGAAGGAGCACAGCCUCUGGGAUUACCCUCAAGGAUUUAUUCUGCUGAAUAGUCCCAGGAGUCAAAAUACAGUUCCUGCCUCUCCCCUCCCCAUCCCAGAACAGAAAAGCCAGAUCCAUGCCUGUCCUAAGCCACAUCCCCAGCACAGACCCCUCUGUGCACUGUUGGGCGAGAAAAGGGUCUUCUACCUGUUCUGCCAGGUGCCAGAGGUAUUUCUGACACAGCAGAUACUCCAGCAUCCUUUGUCUCGCUUAUUUCCAGCUUCUUUUCUCACUUACUAACUUUAAAUCUAGGUAGUGGUUGGGCUGGCUGGAAAAUUUUGGUCUUUACAAUAAACAUAAUUUAUGUUA